GAUCAGAUUAAAGAAUGAGGAGUGUUCAUGGCUCUUUUCCCCUACUUUUUCUCCUUGUUACUUCAGUAGCUUGUGCAGAAUAUUUUGACUCCACUUAUCUUAAUCGAAAAAGUUUUCCAGAUGGUUUCGUAUUUGGAACUUCAUCAUCAGCUUACCAGUAUGAAGGUGCAGCAAAUAAAGGUGGUAGAGGACCUAGUAUAUGGGACACCUUCGUUCAAAAUUACCCAGAUAAGAUCAAGGAUCACAGUAGUGGAGUGGUUGCUGUUGAUUUUUAUAAUCGCUAUAAGGAGGAUGUGGCUAUAAUGAAAGAGAUGGGAUUUGAUGCUUAUAGAUUUUCCAUCUCAUGGUCCAGACUCUUACCUCGCGGAAAGCUAAGUGGAGGAUUGAACCCAGAAGGCAUCACUUAUUACAACAGUCUCAUCAAUGAGCUCCUCUCAAAUGGAUUGCAGCCUUUUGUCACUCUCUUCCACUGGGAUGUUCCACAAGCCCUUGAAGAUGAGUAUGGUGGCUUUAUGAAUCCUCAAAUUGUGAAUGAUUUUCAAGAUUAUGCAGAGCUAUGCUACAGAUUAUUUGGUGAUAGGGUGAAGCACUGGAUUACUUUAAAUGAGCCCUUGACCUUUGCGACCAUUGGAUAUUCAAGUGGUGCACAUGCACCAGGCAGAUGUUCAAAAUGGUUUUCUCCGAAUUGCAGCGGGGGCGAUUCGGCCACUGAACCAUAUAUUGUCGGCCACAACUCGCUUCUUGCUCAUGCAGCUGCUGUCAAAGUCUAUAGAACCAAAUACCAGAUGUCUCAAAAGGGUCAGAUUGGAAUUGCUCUAAAUUCUAUUUGGGCAAUACCCUUAAGCGAGUCAAAUGCAGAUCGCAAUGCAGCAUCUCGGGUCCUUUCUUUCCUGUAUGAUUGGUUCUUGGAGCCACUAAAUUCUGGUUUCUACCCAUCUGAAAUGGUUACCUAUGUCCAGGAAAGAAUGCUGCGAUUUACUAAAGAACAAUCUCUGAUGGUUAAAGGAUCUUUUGAUUUCUUGGGGCUAAAUUAUUAUUCUGCAAAUUAUGCAGCUGAUACUCCUUGCUUAAGAGAAAAUCCGAGCUACUUAACAGAUUUAUGUGUUCAGCUUUCAUUUGAGCGAAAGGGAAUUCCUAUUGGUCCAAAGGCUGCCUCGGAUUGGCUUUAUGUUUAUCCAGAAGGAAUUCAAGAAGUUCUGCUCUAUACAAAGAAAAAGUUGAACAAAACAGUCAUCUAUAUAACUGAGAACGGCGUCGACGAGCUUAAUGAUGGUAAAUUAUCCCUGGAGGAUAACAUGAGAAUAGACUACUACUCUCGUCAUCUUUCAAAUGUUCAAAGUGCCAUUAAGAAAGGGGUGAACGUGAGGGGUUAUUUUGCAUGGUCGUUAUUGGACAACUUCGAAUGGGGCGAUGGUUACACAGUUCGUUUUGGGAUUGUGUAUGUUGACUACAAGCACAAUUUGAAGAGGUACCCAAAAAAAUCAGCCAUGUGGUUCAAGAAGUUACUCCGUCGACAAAUCUAGACACUCUAAUUAUAAAAUAAGAAUGAAACUUCAUGGUUUGAUCAUAUUCAGUGUGACUGUAUUCAAUUCAGAACAGUAACUGAUGAAGUUCUUGUACGCCAAAAACACAGUAAUGGGAAAUUAGUUUCUUAGUGUUACAUUAUGGUUUCUUGUAUAUAUAUAUAUAUAUACGUGUAAUUGUUAUACAGAGGACAGUUUAAGGGGUACUCUUUGCUCUUGUAUGCCACAAACACAGUAAUGGCAAUUGAGAGAUCCUUCCUUGUCCUGCAACUGCUUGCAUUGUUUGUGGCAAUUGCAAGUGGAGUAAAAUCGUUAAAUCCAAGCAGUUUUCCACCGGAAUUUCUG
This is a messenger RNA of Pistacia vera, 1868 nucleotides long. RefSeq names its product beta-glucosidase 12-like. The transcript has 13 exons. Gene Ontology annotation, biological process: carbohydrate metabolic process. Lineage: Eukaryota; Viridiplantae; Streptophyta; Magnoliopsida; Sapindales; Anacardiaceae. Gene Ontology annotation, molecular function: beta-glucosidase activity. The record is from RefSeq and is a predicted model, not a curated record. Bases 15 to 1523 code for a protein of 502 amino acids.